GCGGGCCGGCGCAGCGGGCGCGACGCGGGCCAGGCGCUGGGGGCUGGAGCCGGCCGGGACCGCGGCGAGCAGUGCUCCCCAUGCCCAGCCGCUCCUCACUGCAGUACUGGGUUUCAAGCCCACUGUGAGCCACCUCUGCCACUGGACAGCAAGAAAGAAAGAUGUGGAAAGCGUCGGCAGGCCACGCUGUGUCCAUCACCCAGGACGACGGGGGAGCCGAUGACUGGGAGACUGACCCUGAUUUUGUGAAUGAUGUGAGCGAAAAGGAGCAAAGAUGGGGUGCCAAAACUGUGCAGGGGUCUGGGCACCAGGAGCACAUCAACAUCCACAAGCUGAGAGAAAACGUCUUCCAGGAACACCAGACCCUCAAGGAGAAGGAGCUGGAAACAGGACCAAAAGCCUCGCACGGCUAUGGCGGGAAGUUUGGCGUGGAGCAGGACAGGAUGGACAAAUCAGCCGUUGGCCAUGAGUACCAGUCCAAACUUUCCAAGCACUGCUCGCAGGUUGACUCAGUCCGGGGUUUUGGAGGCAAGUUUGGUGUCCAGAUGGACAGAGUUGAUCAGUCUGCUGUAGGCUUCGAAUACCAGGGAAAGACGGAGAAGCAUGCCUCCCAGAAAGACUAUUCCAGUGGCUUUGGGGGCAAAUACGGUGUGCAAGCCGACCGGGUGGACAAGAGCGCCGUGGGCUUUGACUACCAGGGCAAGACGGAGAAGCAUGAGUCCCAAAAAGAUUACUCCAGAGGGUUUGGUGGCAAAUACGGGAUCGACAAGGACAAUGUGGACAAGAGCGCCGUGGGCUUUGAAUACCAGGGCAAGACGGAGAAGCAUGAGUCCCAGAAAGACUAUGUGAAAGGGUUUGGAGGAAAGUUUGGUGUGCAGACAGACAGACAAGACAAGUGUGCCCUUGGCUGGGAUCACCAGGAGAAGCUGCAGCUGCAUGAAUCCCAAAAAGAUUAUAAGACGGGUUUCGGAGGCAAAUUUGGUGUUCAGUCCGAGAGGCAGGACUCCUCCGCUGUGGGGUUUGAUUACAAGGAGAGACUGGCCAAGCACGAGUCCCAGCAAGAUUACGCCAAAGGAUUUGGCGGGAAGUACGGGGUCCAGAAGGAUCGGAUGGAUAAGAAUGCGUCCACCUUUGAGGAAGUUGCACAGGUGUCCUCCGCCUACCAGAAGACCAUCCCAGUUGAGGCUGUGACCAGCAAAACCAGUAACAUCAGAGCUAACUUUGAAAACCUGGCCAAGGAGAGAGAGCAGGAAGACAGGCGGAAGGCGGAGGCAGAGAGAGCUCAGCGGAUGGCCAAGGAAAGACAGGAGCAGGAGGAGGCUAGAAGGAGGCUGGAAGAGCAAGCCAGAGCCAAAAAGCAAACGCCCCCUGCCUCCCCCACUCCUCAGCCGGCUGAGGAGAGGCUGCCUUCCAGCCCUGUCUACGAGGAUGCAGCCUCAUUCAAGGCAGAGCCCAGCUACCGAGGCCCCACAGGUGGGAGUGAGCCAGAGCCUGCCUACAGCAUCAAGGCUGCAGACCUCCCUGAGGCCACCGGCCAGCAGGGCCCGGCUUACACCACGGAGGCCGUCUACGAAACCACGGAAGCCCCAGGCCACUACCAAGAAGAGAACACAUAUGAUGAGUACGAGAACGACCUGGGUGUUACAGCCAUCGCCCUCUACGACUACCAGGCUGCGGGCGAUGACGAGAUUUCCUUUGACCCUGAUGACAUCAUCACCAACAUCGAAAUGAUCGAUGAUGGCUGGUGGCGAGGGGUAUGCAAGGGCCGGUAUGGGCUCUUCCCGGCCAACUACGUGGAGCUGCGGCAGUAGGGUGCCAGCGGCCGCAGGCCGGCCACGGCUGAUUCCAGCUGACACUACAGAUCAUGCCUUCACUGGUUUGGGGUUUGGUUUUUGUGUUUUGUUUUCCAAAGGAGGGGAGGGGAAUAUACAUAUUGCUUUUAUAUUUAAUACUUUUGCUGAUGCUUUCAGAAAUGUCUAUGCCCCAGAACUCGCUAAUAUAUUAUAAUCAUGUUCUUAGGAGGACUUGGGUCAUUGUUUAUCCAUUGAAGGAUUUUUUCUUUUUCUGCCAAGUUGACUGUCAUGCACAGCCACUUGAGGGGCUAGUUUUCCUGCGGCGCGGAGUGCCAUGUCCUAGUGUCCAGGGAGAUGGCUGGCAUCUCAUAGCACGUGUGCAGAGUGGGUCUUGGCUGUGGAGUUGCUCGGCCAGCCCGGCUUCCCAGAUGAGGGGCGUGGUGGAGUCCAGCAUCUGGAAUGAGGACCUCCAGUCGUGUGCUGUGAAAUUGCAGGGCUCAUAACAGCUACAACCCAGGCUGCCCUCUAGGUGGCCUCCCUGCCUUGUCUCCCAUCCCACACCGGCCCUGGGACUCCAGUCUUCUGUGAGGGCUCUUCCCUUGGCCUGGCCUGGCCUGCCCUGCCUGAAGGGCCCUGCCCCUCCCUGCCUUGUCUCAGUUCCAGGCCACAGUGGAAAAGCCCGUCUUAGUGUUAUGCCCGACGCUGGUGUUGGGCUCAGGCCCACAGCCCCUGCAGCCUGGCAACCCAACGUGUGUCUUUGUGCCUCAGUGCAGAUGGCAGAAGUUUGCUCCGUCAGGGAGUGUGCUGUUUGCCAAACUGUGUUCCAGCACAGCAAAAGGCAGGGGAUGGACUGGGUUAAAAUGCAGUGUGGCUGUGGGACUGCUCCUGCCAGGGGCUGCCGCAGCUUUUCCCGGAGCGGCUGUCCCUGCCUGCCUGCAGCUUUUCAAUGGUGACCCCCUUGGCCCUGUGGAGAAGCCGGGAAGCUGGACCAGGCUGGCUGUGUCUCCCAAGAAACCAGCAGACAUUCGCCGCCUGGGACGCAGAACAAUCGUGCUUGCUGCCUGCCUGUUCUUUCUCGAAGUGCGUUUCUGCAUAGUCCCUGCCUUUCCACUACAGGACAGGUUUUAUAGGCGCCUGCUGUAUCUGCAUUUCUGUAGCACACCUCAUAGAUAUGAUUUUUUUAAAAUUAAGUAUUCAGAAUAAACUUUUUUGAUUCCAUUA
This is a messenger RNA of Dipodomys spectabilis (banner-tailed kangaroo rat), 3014 nucleotides long. RefSeq names its product cortactin (gene Cttn). The coding region runs from base 162 to 1811 and encodes 549 amino acids. Gene Ontology annotation, biological process: regulation of actin filament polymerization. Gene Ontology annotation, cellular component: plasma membrane; site of polarized growth; actin filament. The transcript has 18 exons. The record is from RefSeq and is a predicted model, not a curated record. Gene Ontology annotation, molecular function: actin filament binding. Lineage: Eukaryota; Metazoa; Chordata; Mammalia; Rodentia; Heteromyidae.